Molecule: messenger RNA, 453 nt
Organism: Lactuca saligna
Lineage: Eukaryota; Viridiplantae; Streptophyta; Magnoliopsida; Asterales; Asteraceae
Source: the annotation of a GenBank genome assembly
AUGGCAGAUGCUGUGGUUGAAUUUCUGUUGGAGAAUUUGAAGCAACUGCUACUCUACAACUCGGAUGUAAUAUAUGGAGUAAAGGGCCAAGUUGAUUCUCUAUACAGAGAACUCAGUUUGAUGAAUACAUUUCUCAAAGAUGCAAAAGAGAAAUUUAACUCAGCCAUGCAGAAAGAGAGAAGCACCUUCAGUAGAAUCAUCCACGUAUUUGAUUACCCCACAAAGCUUCGAUCUGUUGCAAAAGAUAUCGAAUCCAUCAAGACAAAAGUGAAGGAGAUUUACGACAACAAGAUGUUUGGCAUUGAAGCUCUUUACACUGUCGAAUCUUCAAACAGAGCUUCUUGUUCAUCACAAAGAAGAAAACCCAUGAUUGAGGAAGACAAUGUUGUUGGUUUUGAUGAAGAGACAAAAGAGUUAGUGAGUCGACUCACUAAUAUCUCCGAGUUGCUUUAA